Messenger RNA from Sinocyclocheilus rhinocerous, 901 nucleotides. It is a transcript of the gene sdf2l1, whose product is annotated as stromal cell-derived factor 2-like 1. NCBI's taxonomy places the organism in Eukaryota, Metazoa, Chordata, Actinopteri, Cypriniformes, Cyprinidae. The transcript is spliced from 3 exons. The record is from RefSeq and is a predicted model, not a curated record. The coding region runs from base 105 to 758 and encodes 217 amino acids.
GGACUUGUCAUGAUGCGAUUGGUUAGAAAGCGUGUCAGCGUUUGAAUGGGGCUCUCCGUAUCCAUUUUUCUGUGAUGUAGCCUACAUAGACACGAGCUGUAACAAUGGGACCGUUAAGAGUUAUAUCUGUCUUUCUGGAUUUGAUUUUAGUAUGUCUGAUGUUCGCCCCGUGCGGCGCUCGUGAUUUGGACUCCAGCUAUGUGACUUGCGGCUCUCUGGUCAAACUGCUGAACACCCGCCACAGCGUCAGACUUCACUCGCACGAUGUCAAAUACGGAUCAGGAAGUGGCCAGCAAUCAGUAACAGGCGUGGAUUUGGCCGAUGAUGCCAACAGCUACUGGCAUAUCCGUGGGAAACCAGACAAAGUUUGUCAGCGCGGGGAGCCUAUUCGAUGCGGACAGGCCAUCCGAAUUACACACAUGAAGACCGGACGCAACCUACACUCACAUCACUUUAGCUCCCCACUGUCUAACCACCAAGAAGUGAGUGCGUUUGGCGAAAACGGAGAAGGAGAUUAUUUAGACGUAUGGAGCGUGCAGUGCAGUGCAACGUACUGGGAACGUGAUGACGUGGUGCGAUUCAAACAUGUCGCCACUGAGGUUUUCCUCAGUGUAACCGGAGAGCAGUACGGUCAACCAAUCAGAGGCCAGCGUGAGGUCCAUGGAAUGCCUUCAUCCAAUCAGCAUAACUACUGGAAGGUGAUGGAGGGGGUUUUUAUUCAGCCCAGCAGUGAUCCAGUGCGCCACGACGAGCUCUGAUGAUGCCGCUGCAUUAUGGUAGCGAGCGACUGAGAACUCCACUCACACAUGCUGUGAAACCCUCUCUAUGUAUAUAUAAACCUUCAGCUUCUAUAAAGUUUUACAUUUAUUGGUCAAACAAUUUUUGAGACAAAAGUCACCCA